CCAUUUAAAAGCUCCGCUCCGAGGGCAAUGUGAGCCCAGUGCUGUGCAAACCAAAAAGACGAGGCUCGGAGUCAAGUUAUGUAGCAUUCUGCACAGAGAAGAGGAUAAUAACAGAGAGCGGCUGUUGCAUGUUUUUUAAAUGGGAAAUCUGUUGGGCAGCUGGCGUUUCAAGGAGCCGAGCACCGUUGAGGAAUGCGACUCGACGUGGGGGUCGGACUCGGAGAGCGACGAGCCGGUGGCUGAAGAUGACAGCGGCAUCUCAGACUCAGUCAGCCCGGCGGAGAGCGACCGGGCCGCCGGAGACACGUCCCCGCAGCUGACUGAAUCCCCAGAGUCUGUUCCAAAGAUGAAGAGGAGUUUCUACGCUGCCAGGGACCUCUACAAAUACCGUCACAGCUACCCGAACUACAGAAAGUCCCGGCAACCCAACGAAUAUCGCAAUCUGCGCUUCUACCUGAACAAGAUCCCUCUAGUACCUGAUGGUAUCUAUAUAGAGGAAAUUCUGACGAAGUGGAGAGGUGACUAUGACAAACUGGAGCACAAUCACACCUACAUUCAGUGGCUGUUCCCAUUAAGAGAACAAGGGCUCAACUUCUACGCACAUGAACUGACUCAGGACGAGAUCAAAGAAUUCCAAAGCACUCGGGAAGCUAAGCGGAGAUUCCUGGCGGCCUAUUCCCUGAUGUUGGACUUCUAUGGCAUCAAACUGCUGGAUAAGAGCGGGAAUGUUGCUCGGGCUCCUAACUGGCAGGAGCGCUUCCAGCACCUUAAUGAGUCGCAGCACAACUACCUGCGGAUCACUCGCAUCCUGAAGUCCCUGGGCGAGCUUGGCUACGAGGCCUUCAAGGCCCCGCUGGUUCGUCUGUUCCUGGAGGAGUCACUGUGCCACAACACCAUUCCCAACAUGCAGCACAGCGUCCUGGAGUACUACGUCUACACCAUUCGCCUGCCAGCCACCCGCAGACGCCUGCUCCGCUACGCCCGCCAGCACUACAGGCCCGCCCACGCCUUCCUCUGGGGUCCGGCACCUAAGCGGCGAGGAGGUGGCGUUGGGGGUAGUGUAGGUGCUGGGAGUAGUGGGAUCAGAGCGCCGGCUCCAACACCAGAGCGACAAAGGAGGGGGGAGGAGAGCAUCACCUCCACCUCUGCAAGUAGCGGGAUUAUUGUGUCUUCCCAUGAUGCCAUGAUGUGCCAGGACCUGGCUGGAGGAGGGAUGAAGGGCUGCGUGGGACUUGGUUCCAAUAUGGCGGGACUGGAGGGAGCGCUGAGGAUGGUGGGCGUUAGAGGAGAGAGAAACGAGUACAAUGAGAUUGUUCCUUUGUAGGGAAUAUGUUUUUAAAAUGAACCAGUUCAGUCAUAAAGAAAAAAAAUCAUUGUUCAUAACAGAACUUUAUUCUUAGCAGAGUCAUGAAGCUUCUGAGCUCAACACUGACACCUAGAGUCAAGAACUGUAACAGUAGAACACAUUCAUAGAAUCAGUACAGGUUAAGGGCUUACCAUAAACAACUCUGUUAUGUCUUUGCUCAUGAGUUUCACCGUAUUGAAUUGGGGCGGUGGGACUGGGAUAAUGGAGAGUUGGGAGGUCAUAUCCUGGGCCAAGCUAAACAAAUUCCCCUUGGACCAAAUACCAAAACCAUCUAAACCAGAAGAGACCCCCAAAUGUGUGUCUAUUAAAUGAGUAAAUCAGGCUAAGAUCACCUUAUUUGAUCAUUUGGUGGAACUGUGACAGAGGUGAAACAUGGUUACUAAAACUGAAGACCAUUUUACCAAGACUGAGACCAUCUGCGGUGGUUUUGGGAAACAAAGUCCGGCUUAUUGGUCAGACUGUAGCCGGAGCUCCUCUGAACAACAAGCUGGACUGAACUUUCUAAACUGAAUCUUUUUUUUUAGAGGAACACAAAAGAGGCAUAUUUGUCAUAGCAAUACUUAUUGAAACAGUAUUUUUUAGUAUUUCAGUCCUCACUUUGUUGUUAAUAUUAGCAGGCACAACUCAGUAUGUAUCUGCUCUGCAGUUUUACUGUCCACAAGUGAAAGGUAGCUGCUCCCUAUGACAACUGUACAUAACUAUGAGCAAAAAGAAACAGGACUUGUUAGUGAUUUGAUAUCUAUGAGGAACAGUUAAGAAUAGAGAGGCUUUUAGUGACAUUAAUACUCUCCUGUAAACAGUCACUGGCACCAUGAAGCUCUAAUGCUACAUAUAGAAAAUAAGAACAGGUCAAGAUGUCCGCUGCUGUUUCGAGGCAAAGGGACAGAAAGAUCUGUUUCAAAAUGUAGGUUACCGUGACACAAACACUGCCUCCUAGUUUCUCCUCUCUCAAAACAACAAUACCAAAGUUCGAGCUGGGUAACUUGAGCCAACAGUCACAUUUAUCCGAGGUUAAAUGCUAGCCUUUACUGUUAGUGGUCGUUUUUGCAAGCACAAACAAAGCUACAUCAGCUAGCUAGUGUUAGCAGCAGUGAUUUAAGGUUAAAUCAUCCAAAAAUGUAAACAUUAGCCAAUAGGCGACUUUAGAUAUCUUGUAUUGGUGAUAUAACUGCUGUCAGCUGUGUUUUUAAAUAGCUUUAGCACUAUUCUCUGCAACUAUGGUGCACGUUUUUCUCUGUGGUGAAUAUUUGGCUCACUAGUUUCUUCCAUUUUGUGUUAGCAAAGGUAACACAAAAUGUCUAAUUCACUGAGGCAAACAUGACAUCUAUUAGAGCAGAGUGCAUUUUGACUCUGUUGCGACUUUGAAUACAGAAUUGCCGAGUCAAUACAGAUUGUUUAAUUUCCCUUUAAGACUAAAUUCAUUGGUAAAUUGGUCAAUCCUUCCCUCCGCUGUUAUCGCCAGUAGCACAAAACAUCCAAUACGGCUGCCACAGAGCGUGUUGUGUCACUGAAAGCCCUCUAUACUUCAACAAGCUGACUGGAUGUGGUCCGUGACUGAACUUAAUGUGAUAAAACAGGUGACCUGUGGUGUGUUGCACUUUUUUGACAAUCUGUGUCUUCCUGUUCAAAGCGCUGUAUGUUUCUUCAAAUCGUUGACUUUUAGACACAUAUAAUCUACAAAUGUCAGGAAGUUGCCACGUCAUAGACAUGAUCGAUUGUUCUCCCAUUGUCUAAACUUGCAAUAAUUUGCCAAUAAUAAUUUGUUUUCAACCAGGCUCCACGUAGCAGGUGGUGAUACUGUUUUAUCCCUCUGAAGAUGUGUGGGGGUGAGUUUGUGGAUGAGCAGCUGCUGGUGUUUUUCUAUAAGUUAAAGUCUGUUUAUUUACCGGCAAAACUCCACAAAGUUCCCCAAGAACUAAAGGUGCAGGAGUUGCUUAAUUAGCACGUAUAGCGCUAUAGUCACUUACAGUAACUCUCCACUGACAGCCACACCAAUUAUUUUUUAGCAGCUGCUCGAGAACUUGAAGCAGGUUCUGCUGUAUAUUUUACACUCACCUCAUUGUCACCUUCCUCAUAUCAGAGGUCCACAGCGUCACCACACUCGUGUUUAGUUUUUAUUAAAAGACUAAUGUGGUGUAAGUGUGUGUUGGUCUGUCUGUUCAGCCAAUGAGGAUUUAGCAGUGGCCUACGCAGACAACCUAAGGUUGUUUUGUAUUCUAGGUCUCAUUUCGAUCAGAUGUUUGAGUUCCUGGUUGCAAUAGACAGAUAUCUGUGAAAUUAAAAGCCAUGUAAGGUGUAAGACAGCAGUUAUGCGUAUGAUUGGAAUUUAAACACUGCUUCCUGACUGUCAGCUGUUCUUCCUGUAGGAUAAGACUUUGUCAUUGGCUGACAAUGUCUCUACAUCGCUCCCCAGCCAAGUGUAUCUGAUAUAAUUGUAAAAAAAAAAAAAAAAAAAAAAAACUUUUCAGGUGAAUUGUGUGAUAAUGGGCUCAAGUAUCUGAUUUUUUAGUAUAAUGUAGGUGUACAUAUAUGUGUGUGAAUGUGUGUGUGUGUGAUAUUCUUAAGUGCCUUUUUUGUAUUUUUUAUGUCAUCUGUACACUGUAAGGAGUGUCUUUCCCAACUUAUUUUCUGUACAUCCUGUUUUUUGUACAGCAUUUUGAUAUUUACAUUAUUGUUUGCGUUAUAGUCAUAAACAGUACGAGUAUUAAUGUACAGUAACAGCAGGAAUAAAUCCCAUAAGAAUUGGUUUAAAGGAGUGCUUAAUGAUAUAUCAUACUUGAAAUUGUUUGUAUCUGAACUAUUUGUGAUUAAUAUGUGAUUGUUCCAUAGGAUACUCACUAUGCUUACUGGAAACACGUUCAGCAUAGAGAGACCACAAUAACUGGACAUUUACCCUAAAAUGUGAAAAUUGCCACAUUCGACUCAAAUAAAAAUGGGGAUGUGGAUUAAGAA
Larimichthys crocea (large yellow croaker) is the source of this 4318-nucleotide messenger RNA. RefSeq names its product opioid growth factor receptor-like protein 1. Lineage: Eukaryota; Metazoa; Chordata; Actinopteri; Sciaenidae. Bases 140 to 1324 code for a protein of 394 amino acids. The transcript has 7 exons. Gene Ontology annotation, cellular component: membrane. Gene Ontology annotation, molecular function: opioid growth factor receptor activity. The record is from RefSeq and is a predicted model, not a curated record.